CGUCAAUGUGGUUACACGCGCGCAAGCAACAUGUCAGGCCUGGAAAAGCGACUCGUUCGUAAACUUGACUUCUUCAUCCUGUUGUAUUGCUGCGCGGCGUACUUUUUCAAUUAUCUUGAUCGCUCUGCUUUCGCAAAUGCUUAUGUUUCUGGGCUAAAAGAGUCCCUUAACCUCGAGGGCAAUCAAUACAGCGUUCUUCUUUCAAUGUUCACCGCAGGAAGCUGUGUUGGUCAGAUACCUCAUGCACUAAUUAUCCAGAAGGUCGCCCCUGGCUUCUGGCUGCCUUUUACACUAUUGAUAUGGUCUGGUUUGACCAUGUGCUCUGCGGCUUGCAAGACCUAUGCUCAGCUAUGCGUUGUCCGAUUCUUCCAGGGCUUCUUCGAAUCGAGUCUAUAUAGUGGCACAAUCUACGUUCUUGGUUCAUGGUACAAGCCCCUUGAGAUAGCGAAGCGGACGGCCAUCUUUACCGCUAUCGGUCAAAUCGGCAGUAUGUUUGCUGGAGUCAUGAUGACAGCAAUGAAUGAGAGUUUGAACGGGCAGACCUCAUUACGAGGUUGGCAGUGGGUUUUCAUUAUCAACGGAGCCAUGGGCAUUCCAUUUGGAAUCUUCGGCCUCAUGUUCUUCCCUAAUCUCCCCGAAUCGACCAAAGCGUCCUACCUCAGUAAAGAAGAGAUUCAGCUAGCACUCGAUCGUCUGCCGCAGAAGAAGGACUGGGGUCACACCAUUGGUCUUUUAUCGCUUGCUAAGCGCCUCUUCGCAGCACCGGAACUGUACAUACUUACCGCUUACUCCAUGAUUGGUUGCGCGCUAGAGGCGAUUGUACUGCAAGGACUCUUCCUUCUCUGGAUGAAGGUCCAUAUCACACAGUUUCCAUCUUAUGCCACGACAACUUACCCGUUAGGUAUUCAAGCUGUCUCAAUUGUAUCAAACAUCGGCGCCGGCUACAUUAUCGAUUUGACUAAUCGGCGCAUACCAAUGGUCAUUCUCGCCGGAGUUCUCCAGGUUCUUGGUGCCAUUCUUCUGCUGCUUCCAAAUUUGUCGACUGCCGGGACCUUCUUUGCGUUCUAUCUAUCCGGCACAUCGUAUAUCGUAAACCCCAUUUUGUACGGCUGGGCAAACGUCAUCUGCCAGCGGGGUGGCGAUGAUGCUGCACGAUCACUUAUCCUCUAUAUUAUGAGCCUGGUGCAAUCAGUGCUCUACACUUUCUGGGGUAUUGCACUGUAUCCCGCAACCGAUGCGCCGUACUGGAAGAAAGGCUACAUCACAAUGAUUGUGGUUGUUGUUGCGUUCUUUGGGGCGACAGCUGCAGUGCAAUGGCUGGAUCGAAGGUCGCAACGGGUUAACAUUGAGGCGGAGGAACGUGUCUCGAACGUGGACGAGAGGCCACAGGGUUGUUACGAAAAAGACUGACCGUAACGCAGCUAGGGCAGCUAGGAAGUGUAGAAGACAGCGAUAGCUGAUAAGAAUAGAACGUGAUGUCGCUCAUCAAGAUAGGUCGACAUUUGUUGCCUCCUCUAUUCUUCUACCUCAUCGGUUGAUGAUGAAAAGCUCCGUAUCGAGACCUAACAUUGCGUUAGGCUGGGAUGUGCGACUUCGCGAUAACUGUAUUGUGCUUUGGAUGCAGAAGAUAGGAUUGAGACAAGCAACUGCAGCAGUUCAGCGUAAAGAAAGUAAUGGAUGAUCUGGGUCGUUGCGAACUUGUCGAG
Cucurbitaria berberidis CBS 394.84 is the source of this 1706-nucleotide messenger RNA. Its product is annotated as MFS general substrate transporter. Gene Ontology annotation, molecular function: pantothenate transmembrane transporter activity. Gene Ontology annotation, biological process: pantothenate import across plasma membrane. The coding region runs from base 31 to 1410 and encodes 459 amino acids. Gene Ontology annotation, cellular component: plasma membrane. The transcript has 9 exons. Lineage: Eukaryota; Fungi; Ascomycota; Dothideomycetes; Pleosporales; Cucurbitariaceae. The record is from RefSeq and is a predicted model, not a curated record.